Messenger RNA from Macrosteles quadrilineatus (aster leafhopper), 1110 nucleotides. RefSeq names its product WD repeat-containing protein 5B-like. Gene Ontology annotation, molecular function: protein binding. The coding region runs from base 76 to 1092 and encodes 338 amino acids. The record is from RefSeq and is a predicted model, not a curated record. The transcript has 7 exons. Lineage: Eukaryota; Metazoa; Arthropoda; Insecta; Hemiptera; Cicadellidae.
CACAGAUAAAAGGCUUGUUUUGAUAUAAGUGUUUGUAAUAUGACUAAAAAAUUAAUUAAAAUAUGAUUCUGUUAUAUGUUGAAUAAAAUGUCAAAGGGAAAAUUACUGGACCUCCCACUAUCCCUCAGAAUUGAUUGUGAAAAAGAUGUCUUGUGUUGCAAAUAUUCUCCGAACAAAGAAUUUUUUGUAGCAGGGCACAUGGAUGGCAUCAUACGGGUUUAUAGUGCCUAUGAUGGAAACCUGAUCAAUAAACUAGUCAGGCCAGACAUAACAGAAGAUUUACCUGUGACAAGUGUUCAGUUCCGACUCAACGCUCACAAUUCCCAGGCAUCAGCUCUCUUGUCAACAUAUACUGAUGGAAGAGUACUAAUCUGGGACUAUGAGAAUGGCAAAGUUCUUCUCGAUUUAAAAGAGAACAGGCAAGUUCUCGGAAGUGCUUACCACCCAAAACUCAAUAAGUUCCUUACUGUUGGUGACAACGCUGCUAUCUAUCUCUACAAUGCAGAAACAGGACAGAGAGAACAAACCUAUGAGAAAGGCACACUGUCGGAUGUUGUAGAUGGUCACACCUCUCGGGUGUUCACUGCUGUGUUCCAUCCUCAACAGACGUCAGAGUUUGUGUCCGGAGGUUGGGACAGUGUGGUGCACUUCUGGGACCUCCGCACUCACCACUCCAUACGCUUCAUCAGAGGCGUCCACAUGUGCGGCGAGGGACUGGACAUCAGCAAAAGUGGACGAGAGUUAUUGACCUGUUCGUACUCAAAAGACAAUUCUCUUCAACUUUGGCACUACCAACAGGGCAGACUGCUUGCCAAUAUUGAACCUGAUUUAUUCAAAUGUCAGUUGUAUUGUGGGCAAUGGGUAACAUCUGAUACUAUUAUUGUUGGGGGAACAGAUCCUAAUCUCCUUCGAGUUGUAUCUUUGAAGAGUUUAUCAACAAUCAUGCACUAUAAGGGGAACUCGUCAGGAGUAUACUGCCUUGACCACUAUAUAAAGACCUCAAAAGCAGGCAAGAAGGAUAGUGUUGGAGAUAUAAGGACUGUGUACUCCAUUGACAAAUUGUUGAUACAAUCUGAUUUUAUGUUAAAAUAAAGCUGUUUUUAUACCGUA